AUGGCCUUGCAGAACCAUUUCAAAGCUAUAGCGGAAGGUGAAGAGAUGUCGAUAGUAGACGAUGAAGAACUUGAACAAUAUGCCGCUGACUUGGAACGUAAUGGGCCUUUGGCUGGGGAAAACUUCAUGGAGCCACCGCCCCCACGAGAGGCAUUGAACGAUGCAUUCUGGGCUCUAGGCGAAGAGGACGAUGAUUUCACGCAGAUCCCUGAUGACGAUGACGAUUGGGAUCCCAGCAUGAUGACUAGUGUAGCAGAAAGUGAACUGGAGGUCCAUAGAGAGACUAGAGAGUAUACUCGAAUUGCUGCUUGGGAUUUGCCGUUACUUCUGCAAUACGCGAAGCCUUGGACGGUACCUGAUAUGAAAAAGCAACCUCUUCGCUUUCGAUAUACAACCUAUAUGGGCGAGACACACCCCGCGCAGAACAAAGUCGUCGUCGAAUUUACGACGAAAGAUUUAGCAAGUGCUACUUCUCUGUCCGAAGCACAACGUACAAAAUUGAUCAAAUUGGUUGGUGUGCGAUACAAUCCCGAUCGAGAUUCCGUCCGCAUUUCCUGCGAAAACUUCGAGAACGCGGCUCAGAACAAACGCUAUCUGGGAGACUUGGUACAGAAAUUGGUCAAGGAGGCGAAAGACAGUACUGAUACAUUCGAGGAUGUGCCACUAGAUUUUAGACAUCACAAACCACGCAAGGUUGCGAUUUUCCCAGAUAGUUGGAAAAUUGAUGGGCAACAGGGUGUGCAGAGCUUGACGGAAAGACGCGGAGCAACGAAACUGCUCGAGGAAGGGGAAGCGGCUACCGCGCAACAACAAAAGAAACCAGUCGACGGUAGGGAAAUGGUUGCUAUGUAUGUGGCUGCGAAGAGCAUGAUGCCCCAAGCACAGAGGUCGAAUGCAAUGAUGCGGUAG
Lithohypha guttulata is the source of this 909-nucleotide messenger RNA. RefSeq names its product 37S ribosomal protein S24, mitochondrial (gene RSM24). Lineage: Eukaryota; Fungi; Ascomycota; Eurotiomycetes; Chaetothyriales; Trichomeriaceae. Gene Ontology annotation, cellular component: mitochondrial small ribosomal subunit. Bases 1 to 909 code for a protein of 302 amino acids. Gene Ontology annotation, molecular function: structural constituent of ribosome. The record is from RefSeq and is a predicted model, not a curated record. Gene Ontology annotation, biological process: mitochondrial translation. The transcript is spliced from 2 exons.